AUGAUAAAGAAUUUUAUUGAAAAUGCUAAAUUAACAGCACAAAAGGUUAUAGUUAAAGAAUAACAACCUAAACAACAUUAAAUUGAAACCUUUCCUACUUUUGAUUAAUUGGCUUUUAAAAAUUAUAAUAUUCCAAAAGAUAAUUUAUGGUAAUACUCAAUUGAGGAUUUUUCUAAUAUUCUACAUUAAAUGGAAGAUUAUAUAAAUAGACUAUAAAGAGGAUAUGAUGAUGUUUGUUAAUAAUUUUUACCUAUGUUGAACAAAUUUGAGAUGCUUGAAAAAGAAAGAAAAAGAAUGGCAUAAGAAUUAUAAGAAAAAGAAAAUCGUAGUAAAGAAUUAGAAUAAGCCAUGAUUGAAAUGUAAGUGGAUGCUGAUAAUGAAUUAAGAAAGAAAGAAAUUUUAGAAUGCGAAUUAGAAUAAUCAAAAAAAGAAUUGUAAACUAUUUAAGCUUAAGUUAAUUGGAAUAAUAAUUAAAUUGAUGAUAAAGAAUUAUAAGAAAUUAAUGCUGCAUUUAUUGAACUUGAUAAAAGUAAUGAUGAACAAUACAAAUAAAGAAUAGAAGCAUUACAAAAAGAAAUCUAAGAAUAUAUUUAAUUGAAUAAGGAUUAACUUCAUAAAAUUAAUUUGUAAGUUUAAGAAAUUGAUAAAUAGAGUUAAGAAAAUAGAUAAAUAAGUAGAAACUAUAAUAUGGUACUACAAUAGUUAGCAGAUUAAUAAUCUAAAAGUAGAUAGGAGAUUGAAUCUAAAUAAUAAUAAAUCAAUUUAUUAAUAAAAGAAAACAAUAAAUUCAUCAAUUAAUUACAAUAAUUAGAUUAAUAAAAAUCUAUUGAAUUAUAAAUCUAAUUAGAAAAUACAAAAUGGAAAGAAGAAAUUCAAGAUUUAAAAAAAAUUAUUCUUAAAAAAGAAGAUGAUAUCAAAGGACUUAAUAAAUAAAUUUAAAUUGAAAAACAAUAAUAAUAAUAGUUAAAUGAUUUGAUCAAAGUAUUGAAAGGUAAAAGAGAUAUUGCAAUAAGUGAAAUUAGUUAAAUGUAGUCAAAAUAACAAUAGGACAAUUCAUUAUCUAUUACUCAACAAAAACUAAAAUAAAUCAGAUUUUCAACCCAGAAUAAAUUGAUAUAAAUGAGAAAAGAAUUUGAAAACAUGUAUAAAUAAUAUUUAUCAUUAAUUUGUAAACUUGAAGAUAAUAAACUUUCAAAUGACCUAAUGAAAUUAGAAUCAAUAAUUAAUAAAAUAGUAAUAGAUAUGUAAGACUUAGUUGAUGAAGUUGAAGAUUUAAUGAGUUGA
Paramecium sonneborni is the source of this 1284-nucleotide messenger RNA. The record is from the annotation of a GenBank genome assembly. Lineage: Eukaryota; Ciliophora; Oligohymenophorea; Peniculida; Parameciidae.